Molecule: messenger RNA, 515 nt
Organism: Drosophila serrata
Lineage: Eukaryota; Metazoa; Arthropoda; Insecta; Diptera; Drosophilidae
Source: RefSeq, a predicted model, not a curated record
AUACACUCCACUAGAACUCCGUAGCAUUCAACCUAAUGUCAUUAUUCAGUGUUAAACCAAACAUAGACUCUUUUAUAAAAUAAACACUUGGCGAGCUGGCGUCCGGGGCACGUUGUGUGGUAGCUGUGAGCCAGCAUGUUUCGGCGCAACAUCGCCCAUCCGGUCAUUCGGCAGUUUAUCCUACGCACCGCAGUACUCAAUCAUCUGGGCAAGUGUCUGCAGAAGCAAUGGAACGACUGGAGUCGCCUGAACGCCCAGCUCACCAAAAAAAGAUCCCUUAAGGACAUGGAAUCUCUGGGUGAGGAGACCCGGCAGACACUCGCCGAGUUACAGGCGAAGGCGGACGCCUCGCAUCGCCUAUUGCAGCGGGAGUACAACGAGCUCUUCACUUACAUGAUGGACAAACGCGAGAUGUAUAGUCCCGAGUACUUUAAGGCCAAGACGGCUCUAGGGGCGGCUAACCACAACCUGCGUAAGUUUGUACCCAAGAAACGAAUGGACUGAAGGGAGACUUG